AUGGCCCAUCACCAUGUCGGUCAGCGGUUCACCCAGGUCUCAGAAAGCGAUGGCAGCCUGCUGUGCCUGGAGAGGGAGGCACGCUUCCUCUAUGGCCACGAGGUGCCGGCAACGCGUGCGCCGCGCAUUUCGAUGACCUGGCGGUGGCUCCAUCCAAGGUAUCAGGAAGAGGUGGAUGAAGUGCGUGCGUGGAUGGAGAAUGGAUAA
Molecule: messenger RNA, 207 nt
Organism: Cladocopium goreaui
Lineage: Eukaryota; Dinophyceae; Suessiales; Symbiodiniaceae
Source: the annotation of a GenBank genome assembly